GAAGAGACGAAGGGUUGGUGUUGAGGAACCUUCCCAUUUCCCAUUUCCCAUUUGCCCUUUAACCUUUCUGUUUCCGCGUCAACCCUCACAAUUUUCCUAAUUUUCUUUCUUCAUUUUUUUUUUGAUCUGAUUUUGAUCUAGUCCUCAUGGCGACCACCGGAAACAAAAACAUCAAUGCCAAAUUGGUGUUGCUUGGAGAUGUUGGAGCUGGAAAGUCUAGUCUUGUGUUGCGCUUUGUUAAAGGGCAAUUUGUUGAAUUUCAGGAAUCAACUAUAGGCGCUGCCUUUUUCUCACAAACAUUGGCUGUAAAUGAUGCCACUGUAAAGUUUGAGAUUUGGGAUACAGCAGGUCAAGAGAGGUACCAUAGCUUGGCACCAAUGUACUACAGAGGAGCUGCUGCAGCCAUUAUUGUCUAUGAUAUAACAAAUCAGGCCUCAUUUGAGCGGGCUAAGAAAUGGGUCCAAGAGCUUCAAGCACAAGGCAAUCCAAAUAUGGUUAUGGCUCUUGCUGGGAACAAAGCUGAUUUGCUGGAUGCAAGGAAGGUCACAGUGGAGGAUGCACAAGUUUAUGCUCAAGAGAAUGGACUUUUCUUUAUGGAAACCUCUGCAAAAACAGCAUCUAAUGUCAAUGACAUUUUCUAUGAAAUUGCUAAGAGACUACCUCGAGUGCAGCCAGCACCAAACCCGUCAGGAAUGGUUCUCAUGGAUAGACCCACCGAAAGGACAGUAACUACAUCGUGUUGCUCUUAGGUACUUAGGUGGUGGUGACCGCUGCCCACCUACUUGUAUCUUCUACAUAGCUCCUAUAAUGCUUGCUAGAAUUCAAAGUCUCUUCUCUGUCCAAGUUUCCUUCAUGUAUUAUUCAUUUGAAAACCAAACUGUACAUGCAUGCCUUGUCCGGAUGCGCUCGUGUUGUCCUGUUACUGGAAUUGAGGAUUGCUUCUGUUUUAAAAAUACAUUGGUUUGAAUGUAAAUAAAUGUGUUAUUAUUACUUAUGCC
Pistacia vera is the source of this 998-nucleotide messenger RNA. Its product is annotated as ras-related protein RABF2b. Gene Ontology annotation, molecular function: GTPase activity; GTP binding. The transcript has 7 exons. NCBI's taxonomy places the organism in Eukaryota, Viridiplantae, Streptophyta, Magnoliopsida, Sapindales, Anacardiaceae. The coding region runs from base 147 to 749 and encodes 200 amino acids. The record is from RefSeq and is a predicted model, not a curated record.